CUUGGUGAAACGCUUUGUGUCUUCUAAAGCAUCACUUCCAGUGUGUUUCUCAACCACUUGAGUUGAGAAACAGGGUUGAUGUGGCACAUGAGCGAACGCCGGUUUGGCGGUAGCGCCUCCAACAAGAUGAAGAUAAUUGUUUGGUCGUUUUCUAACAAUGGCUUCCAGAUUGCACUUUGAUGUCAAGAUGGGGACUGUAGAGCUGUCAUUGUUUCUUUGCCUUCUGAUUUUCCUUGGUAUAUUUCGUCUGUUUUUGCUUGGGCUGUUGUUUGUCUCUUUUUAUGUCUUGGUUGAGAAUCAACGCCAUAAAGUGAAAGCCUUCUACGAGAAGAUGGAGCCGAAGGCAGUAGAACUGCUAGAUGUUCUAAGGAACAUGAACUUGGCGAUUGAUGCCAAGGUCAGUCUCCUUAAUUCGAUGAAAUCCGACAUAAAGCAGAAAAAUGUCCCGGGAAGCGAUUGCACCGAUCUGGAAACAUUUAGCGCCCCGCGCUGAACAAACGCAAGUACGGGCCCUGGACAUUGAAAGUGAAGAGAAUAAUCAAAAAACGCCUUCCAACAAUGCUGUCUUCUAAACUUCAUUCGACGUGGCAAUGGGAAGCACCUGCAUAGCUAGCAUGUAAGAUGGCUGAG
Messenger RNA from Aspergillus eucalypticola CBS 122712, 630 nucleotides. RefSeq lists its product as uncharacterized. Bases 158 to 493 code for a protein of 111 amino acids. NCBI's taxonomy places the organism in Eukaryota, Fungi, Ascomycota, Eurotiomycetes, Eurotiales, Aspergillaceae. The record is from RefSeq and is a predicted model, not a curated record. The transcript has a single exon.